Messenger RNA from Trichechus manatus latirostris (Florida manatee), 10034 nucleotides. It is a transcript of the gene ATAD2, whose product is annotated as ATPase family AAA domain containing 2. Gene Ontology annotation, molecular function: histone binding; ATP hydrolysis activity; ATP binding. The record is from RefSeq and is a predicted model, not a curated record. Gene Ontology annotation, cellular component: nucleus. NCBI's taxonomy places the organism in Eukaryota, Metazoa, Chordata, Mammalia, Sirenia, Trichechidae. The coding region runs from base 5213 to 8779 and encodes 1188 amino acids. Gene Ontology annotation, biological process: positive regulation of transcription by RNA polymerase II. The transcript has 26 exons.
UCGGUUAAAGAAGUUAAAACCUACCACCAGGCGCGCACUUUAAGGCCUUUGAGAAAAAAUGCACAGAAUUCUUCAGAUUCUAGUUUUGAUAAGAAUAUGGAAGUAAUGGAGAAGCAUGCUAAUGGCAGGCAUUUUACAAGGUAAUACAGGACGGUUGAACACUAAUUCAAAAUAGUUUUAAAGUAGUAAUUUAGGAUUUGCAUUUAAUUUUUAAAGUGUAUUCGAGACCAGUUAUCAAGAUUCCAGGCAUUUUAAUGUAAUUUAUUUGAAAUGAAUUUGUGACAAAUGAAGAUUAUUGAAUUAAAAAUUAAUAUGUACACAGUUUGAUUUUAUUUUCAUGUUCAGAGACAAUAUUUGAGAUAAGGUUGGUUGACGCAGGACCAGUUCUCUUAUGUACCUGAGUAUCCAAAGAGUCUUCUUGUGACUGUAUCUUGCUGGUGAUAUUUAGCUCUGCUUUAAUUUCUACAAAGCCUUUGUUCAAGGCAGUAACUAUUUCUGAAUGCUUGUUUCCAAUUUUUUCAUCAAUUCUGAGUUAUUUAUGAACUUCUCUGUGCUGAUAUGCUCCAAAGCAGUCUUCACAAAGAGGCAAAACGUGAUUUUUUUUUUCAACUAGUUUAAUAUGUGCCUGUUAGAUGCCUUAUAUGUAUUUUAAUUUGCUUUCUCAUGAACACUGAGGUAGGUGCUGUGAAUCGCAUUUUAACACGUAAGGAGUAGAUAGUUUGGCUCAAUUCAUGGAACGGAGGUUGGUUGGGUUAAGAGCAGGGUUUAAAUCUAAGCUAAGUUUAAUUAACUCAAAACCUUUACUUUUUUCCUAUCUUGAUAGGGCUUAACAGAAAUGGGGGGAAAGCCCCAAUUAGAGAAAAUUUCUUUGAUGAAAUAAUUGUUUUUACUUUAAUUCUUUUUUAAAGAAACUAUUGAUAAUGAUGUAGAAGUUUAGACCCCUCCUACUCUUAAAUAAAAUUUUGAUUCUUAUUUUGUAUAGCAAAUUUUCCAGGUAAGUGAGGGUAAGCCCUUGUUAGUUUCUGAGAUUUUUGUUCUUGUUAUUUUUUUCCAGUUAUUUAAUUAGUCUUUUAUUAUGCAUUUUUAAAUUUGCAUUUCAUCCAUUAUUUAUGGGACACCAGCAAUUUAAACACACAUUCUUUGAAACAUUAAACAUGAAAGAACACUGACAGUUAAACUGUGACAUGCCAUCAAUUGUAAGACAUAUCCCAAUUUCAGAGAUUUUAAAAUAGGGCGAAAUAUACAACUUUUAGAAUCAAUGAAAUUGAUUAUAAGCUAGUCUGGUCUUUCUGAAACUUAAAGUCUUCAGGUUUAUUUCUGGAGUCCAUGAAUUCUAUAUGAUAAUUUUUAAAUUAUGUUUCAUGAUGUGAGGAAAAAAUUAAACAUAUUCUAGAUUAUCUAAAUUACCACCUUAUAGAGAAUUGUCAUAAAAUUUUAGGCCCUACAUUUGUGCUUACAAUUGAAUUGACAUCAAGUAGUAUUACAUUAGUUAUGUCAGGUUCAUGAGAUAAGAACAGAAUCUGACUUAAUACAUGGAUGGUGCAUGCACUGCCAGAAGAAAGGUCAUGUGAUAUGAUAUCGUGACAUACUGUUCAAAUGAAGAUUUGGAGCACUUCAGAGAAAAACAGAUGAAUUGAGUCAUUGUGACAGACAACAGUGUAAGUAUGCCAAACUCAAGAGAAACCAUUAGCAAUCAGUACCAUAUUCACAGAGCAAAUAACUAUUUUGUUUCAGCAAAACCUCAUAUUUUGUUAAUAUUUUUUGUUAUUGGUGGUGGUGGUUUAUCGUUUUAUUUGUAUAAAACUUAUAAAUGGAUUUAGAUCUAGUUUGGUUUGUCAGUAUUCAUACAAAAAAUUAAUAUUGCAGGUCCUCAAAGUUUUUACCUUUGAAAGGAUCUAUGUAUUAUUCAGAUAUGUAAAAUAUUGUGCUGGGCUUUAUGCUAGAAAAGUAUUAAGGGAGUAUAUUACAACAUGUAUUUUUUGAUCUGGAUUUAAAGGUGAAUAGCUUGGUAUUUUUAAGUUUGAUUCUUUCUAAAACAUAUUGAAUUGCUGUCUUUUUCAUUAAUUAUUUUUUAGUAACUGCUUACUGAGAUAUAAUUCACAUUCCACAGAAUUCACAACUUUAUACAAUGUUGUGGUUUUAGUAUGUUGUACAACCACCACCGCUAUCUAAUUUCAGAACAUUUUCAUCACCUGUUAGCAAUCACUUCCCAUUCCAUUCUACCCCCAGCCCCUGGCAACCAUUAGUCUUCUUUCCAUCUCUAUAAAUUUGCCUAUUCUGGACAUUUCAUAUAAACGGAAUCAUACAAUAUGUGGCCUUUUGUGUCUGGCUUCUUUCCCUUGGCAUGUUUUCAGGGUACACUCAUGUUAUAGUAUGUAUCAAUACUUUGUUUCAUUCCUUUAUAUUGCCACAGAUACUCCAUUGUAAGGCUGUACCACAUUUUAUUUAUCCAUUCAUCAGUUGAUGAACAUUUGGGUUGUUUCUACUUUUUGACUAUUACAAAUAAUACUCUGUGAACAUUUGUAGACACAUUUUUGUGUAGACAUGUUUUCAUUUCUCUUGGGUAUAUAUAUAUGCCUAGAAGUGGAAUUAUUGGGUCAAAUGAUAAUUGUAUGUUUAUGUUUUGAGGCACUGCCAGACUGUUUUCCAGAGCAGCUUCACCAUUUUGCCAAUCCCAAAAUAGUGUAUGAGAGUUCCAGUUUCUCCACAUCCUUACCUCCAUUUGUCCAAAAUCAUCUUUUUAAUUUGAGCCAUUUUAGUGUGUAUGAAGUAUCUCAUUGUGAUUUUGAUUUUCAUUUCCUUAAUGGCUAAUAAUGUGGAAUAUCUCUUUAUGUGCUUGUUGGUCACUUCUGUGGAGAAGAAAUUCUGUCUUCUUAAAUAAAAAAUAUCUUACUUCAAAUUGUCAUUACAAAUACUAUUUAUUAUUUUACGUGGUAGAAUAGUGAGAACAUCAGGAAACGUUUGUAUGUGGCUUAUAAAAAUUAGCCUAUAGUAUUUUCGACUUCUGCUUUAUGUAGUUUUCCUGUGUCUUAACUGGCUGACCCUUCCACUGCUGUCAUUUUGCCUAGCUAUGAUAAUCUCUUUACUUCCUUCCUUUCUGAUUUUUUUUUCCUUUGUUUUUAACCUGUUUGAGGCUCAAAAUCUAGGUGACCAUGAUUGUUAGACUAAUAAACAAAGGUACAUAAAAUAAUGCAUAAAGUAACUAACUUGAUGGCAGGAUCUAUAUUUCUUUGAUCCUUGGUUCUUAAACUAGGGUCCUGUGGUUGUGGAUGAUCUUCAGGUUCAUGAAACCUCUGAAGUAGUGUUUAAACUUGUAAUUUUCCGGGGGAGAAAAGAUCUGUAGCUUUCAUAAGAUUCACAAGGCUUGGCAAACCUCUAGCUAUCUGUUUUUGUAAAUAAAAGUUUCAUUGGAACACAGCCAUGCCUGCUCAUUUUGCCUGUGACUGCUCUCACCCUACAAUGGCAGGGUUGAGUAGCUGUAUAUGAGUCAGAAUCGUCUCCAUGGCAGUGGGCUUGGGUUUUUUUUUUUUUUUUUAUGACUCAGCAAGCCUAAAACAUUUACUAUCUAGCCCUUUAAGAAAAAGUUUACCAACCGCUCUAAGGGUAAAGCGCCUUCUUUUUCUUUCCCCACCUAGCAAAAAAGAAAGAAAAACAGUGCUUUAAUCAUUGUGUCCCUAGUACCUAAUAGGGCCUCCUUUAUUAAAAGUGUAGACCAACAUGGUGUGGAGCGGCUCCUCUAUGAGAAAAGUUUAGGAGCCUGUGAACAAAGUAGACCAUGACCUGUAGAUGAGUUGCUCCAAGACUUUUAUUUUGUUUUUGGUUCUUACUUGUGUUCCAAGACAGGUAAGGAAUUAAUGAUGAUAUAUUGUUACGAAAAUACACAAAUCAACUCUGUGGAUAAGAUGGUUUUGUUUUCUUUUUAAAGUGUAAUAUUUGAAAUUCCACAUGUAUAAACCAGCUCACUUGCAAAUAGCUUGAGAUAUAGGUUCAUUAACCGAUACAGCCUGCCCAAGUACAGAAAAUUGAGUGCCUAAAAAUAAGUUAAUGAAAUAUACUGUUUUGUUUGCUUAAUGGAUUUUUGAAGAAAAAAAAAAUGAGGGGAGGAUACCUUUUUUUUUUAAGCUUUGGAAAGUGUUCUUUCCAGUUCAGUAGGUUCUGCCUGCCAGUUUGUAGGUGAGAUAUCAGAUUUACAAAUGGAACUGUUUACAUAUGUGAGUGAUAAUAAUGAUGUCACAUAAACAUUGUAGCCAACAAAUGUUCUUAAAAGGCAAUUAACAUGUUGCUAAGGGACAUUAGUUCUGUUUAUACUUAUAAAUUCCCUGAGAAUCAGAGACCACUAUAUCCCUAUGGAGUAAAACACUUUGUCUUUUUGUUCAAUGCUUAGUUGAAGUAUACUUGUAAUACUUAAGAAAGCAUUUCAUUUCUUGUUUCACGUAAGAUGCUUUGAUUUGAUUAAUUUUGUUUAGCUAAGAGUUAAUGCAUAUAUCCUUGAAUUUCACAGAAGAAUUCUCAGACUUUGUUUAGUCAUAACUUAUAUUAAACAUAUAUAUUGUGGAGCCAUUUUUUUCAGUGUGUUUUAGGUAUCUACAGGUAUUACUCUCCAGACUGAUUUAACUUUUUGUCUUAGUUUAUAGCACCAUGGAAUAUAACAUUUAAGGUUAUGUCAAUUAUUUUGAACUAUUUAAUAUAUUUUUUCAUAUAGGCAGUUGGCCAGACAGCAGGCUGAUAAAAAAAAAGAAGAGUGUAAGGAAGUUUUUGGCUGUCACAAGUGAAGCUGCUUUGAACAUUUGUCUACAAGUCUUUAUAUUACAUAUUUUUCCUUUUCUUUUGAGAGUUGAAUGGCUGGGUCAUAUGGUGGGUAUAUGCUAUAAUUUUGUCUUUGUUUUAUAAUGUUUUUAAGAAAGAUAAGUUUAAGAUUCUAUGAUUUUGUUAUAUGAGUGGCUUUUCAACUGUUCGUUUUAGAAUCGUAAAUACUAUUAUUUAAAAUUUUGCCGUUUAUUUUUAUGAACACAUCUAUGAAGACAAAGUGAUUCCAGUUACUCGGUCAUUGAGGACUAGAAACAUCAUUCAAACUACAGAGCACGUGCGUGAAGAGAAUGGUGAUGUUGAAGUUCGCCGCAGUUGUAGGAUUAGAAGUCGUUAUAGUACUGUGAACCAGUCCGUGCUAUUUGACAAACUUAUAACAAACACUGCUGAAGCUGUACUUCAAAAAAUGGAUGACAUGAAGAAGAUGCGUAGACAGCGAAUGAGAGAACUUGAAGACUUGGGAGUGUUUAAUGAAACUCAAGAAGGGAAUCUGAAUAUGUACACAAGAGGAAAACAAAAACGUAUCCAAAGAACUGAUGAAGAAACAACAGAUAAUCAGGAAGGCAGUGUGGAAUCUUCUGAAGAGGGUGAAGACCAAGAAGAUGAAGAUGAUGGUGAAGAUGAAGAUGAUGAUGAAGAAGAUGGAGAAGAAGAUAAUCAGAAACGAUACUAUCUUAGACAGAGAAAAGCUACUGUUUACUACCAGGCUCCAUUGGAAAAACCUCGUCAUCAGAGAAAGCCCAAUAUAUUUUAUAGUGGCCCAGCUUCUCCUGCAAGACCAAGAUAUCGAUUGUCUUCUGCGGGACCAAGAAGUCCUUAUUGUAAACGAAUGAACAGACGAAGGCAUGCAAUCCACAGUAGUGACUCUACUUCAUCUUCCUCUUCUGAAGAUGAACAACAAUUUGAGAGGCGAAGGAAAAGGAGCCGUAAUAGAGCUAUCAGCAGUAGGUGCCUCCCACUCAACUUUCGGAAAGAUGAAUUGAAAGGAAUUUAUAAAGAUAGAAUGAAAAUUGGAGCAAGCCUUGCUGAUGUUGAUCCUAUGCAAGUAGAUUCUUCAGUACGGUUUGAUAGUGUUGGUGGCCUGUCUAAUCAUAUUGCGGCUCUAAAGGAGAUGGUGGUUUUUCCAUUACUUUAUCCAGAAGUCUUUGAAAAAUUCAAAAUUCAGCCUCCAAGAGGUUGUUUGUUUUAUGGUCCUCCUGGAACUGGAAAAACCCUGGUUGCUAGAGCCCUUGCCAAUGAGUGCAGUCAAGGGGACAAAAGAGCAGCAUUUUUCAUGAGGAAAGGUGCUGACUGUCUGAGUAAAUGGGUAGGGGAAUCUGAAAGACAGCUACGAUUGCUGUUUGACCAGGCCUAUCAGAUGCGCCCAUCAAUUAUUUUCUUUGAUGAAAUUGAUGGUCUGGCUCCAGUACGGUCAAGCAGGCAAGAUCAAAUACACAGUUCUAUUGUUUCCACCCUGCUAGCUCUUAUGGAUGGAUUGGACAGCAGAGGAGAAAUUGUGGUCAUUGGUGCUACCAACAGACUCGACUCUAUAGAUCCUGCUUUACGAAGGCCUGGUCGCUUUGACAGAGAAUUCCUUUUUAGCCUACCUGAUAAAGAGGCUCGAAAAGAAAUUCUAAAAAUUCACACAAGAGAUUGGAAUCCUAAACCACUGGACGUGUUUCUAGAAGAGCUAGCAGAAAACUGUGUUGGAUACUGUGGUGCAGAUAUUAAGUCGAUAUGUGCUGAAGCGGCUCUAUGUGCUCUACGUCGACGCUACCCACAGAUCUAUACCACUAGUGAGAAACUACAAUUGAAUCUCUCUUCGAUUAAUAUCUCAGCUAAAGAUUUUGAGGUGGCUAUGCAAAAGAUGAUCCCAGCCUCUCAAAGAGCUGUGACAUCACCUGGGCAGGCACUGUCCGCCAUUGUGAAACCACUCCUGCAAAGCACUGUUCACAAGAUCUUGGAAGCACUACAGAGAGUCUUUCCACAUGCAGAAAUUGGAACACAUAAAGCAUUAGACUCAGGUAUUUCUUGUCCUCUGCUAGAAAGUGACUUGGCAUAUAGUGAUGAUGAUGUUCCAUCAGUAUAUGAAAAUGGACUUUCUCAGAAAUCUUUUAAUAAGACAAAAGAAAAUUUUAAUUUUCUUCAUUUGAAUAGAAAUGCUUGUCACCAACCUAUGUCUUUUCGACCAAGAAUAUUGAUAGUAGGAGAACCAGGAUUUGGGCAGGGCUCUCACUUGGCACCAGCUGUCAUCCAUGCUUUGGAAAAAUUUACAGUGUAUACAUUAGACAUUCCUGUUCUUUUUGGAGUCAGUGCUACAUCUCCUGAGGAAACAUGCGCCCAGAUGAUACGUGAAGCUAAGAGAACAGCACCGAGUAUAGUGUAUGUCCCACAUAUUCACUUGUGGUGGGAGAUAGUUGGACCAACACUCAAAGCCACAUUUACCACAUUAUUACAGAAUAUUCCUUCAUUUGCUCCAGUUUUACUGCUUGCAACUUCGGACAAACCCCAUUCUGCUCUGCCAGAAGAGGUGCAAGAAUUAUUUAUCCGUGGUUAUGGAGAAAUUUUUAAUGUCCAAUUACCUGGUGAAGAAGAACGAACAAAAUUUUUUGAAGACUUAAUUCUAAAACAAGCUGCUAAGCCUCCUAUAUCAAAGAAGAAAGCGGUUUUGCAGGCAUUGGAGGUACUCCCAGUAGCACCACCACCUGAACCAAGGCCACUGACAGUAGAAGAAGUGAAACGGCUAGAAGAACAAGAAGAAGAUACAUUCAGAGAACUGAGAAUUUUCUUAAGAAACGUUACACAUAGGCUUGCUAUUGACAAGCGAUUCCGAGUAUUUACUAAGCCUGUUGACCCUGAUGAGGUUCCUGAUUAUGUCACUGUCAUAAAGCAGCCAAUGGACCUUUCAUCUGUAAUCAGUAAAAUUGAUCUACACAAGUAUCUGACUGUGAAAGACUAUCUGAGUGAUAUUGAUCUAAUCUGUAGUAAUGCUCUAGAAUACAAUCCAGAUCGAGAUCCUGGAGAUCGUCUUAUUAGGCAUAGAGCCUGUGCGUUAAGAGAUACUGCCUAUGCAAUAAUUAAAGAAGAACUUGAUGAAGACUUUGAACGCCUUUGUGAAGAAAUUCAGGAAUCUAGAAAGAAGAGAGGUUGUAGCUCUUCCAAAUAUGCCCCAUCUUAUUACCAUGUGAUGCCAAAGCAAAAUUCCGCUCCUGCUGGUGAUAAGAGAUCAGACCCAGAGCAGAAUGAAAAGCUAAAGAUGUCCAGCACUCCUGUGGCUUGCAGCACCCCUGCUCAACUGAAGAGAAAAAUUCGCAAAAAGUCUAAAUGGUACUUAGGUACCAUAAAAAAAAGAAGGAAGAUUUCACAGGCAAGAGAUGAUAGCCAAAAUGCAGUGGAUGACAAAAUUGAGAGUGAUACAGAGGAAAAUCAAGAUACAAGUGUAGACCAUAAUGAGACUGGAAACACGGGAGAUUCUUCAAUGGAAGAAAACGAGAAGCAGCAGAAUGUCUCUGAAAGCAAGAUGAAGUUGGGAAGUACUAACUCUAGUAAUUGUAGUAUUGAGAAUGAACUGGAAGAAUCUAGGAAGAGUAUGACGUGUACAGAAUUGAGAAAAGAUAACACUGCUUGCAGUGGCGAUACUUCUGGCUCUCAGAUAAUAGAUAAUUUGGAUGAAAAUGAAGCAAACGAAAUGUGUGUUCUGCGAAUGACUCGAGCUAGACGUUCCCAAGUAGAGCAACAGCAGCUCAUCAGUGCUGAAAAGGCUUUGGCAAUUCUUUCUCAGCCUACACCCUCACUUGUUGUGGACCAUGAGCGAUUAAAAAAUCUUUUGAAGAUGGUUGUUCAAAAAAGUCAAAAAUACAAUAUAUUUCAGUUGGAAAAUUUGUAUGCUGUAAUCAGCCAGUGUAUUUAUCAGCAUCGCAGGGACUAUGACAAGACAACGCUUAUUCAGAAAAUGGAGCAAGAAAUAAAAAAGUUCAAUUGUUCCAGAUCGUGAUGUCUUCAUGGUAUCUCAUUUUCUUUCUAUUCAAUUCCUAUUUAAUUCACUUUUGAUGAAAUCCUACAUCUUUGACGAAAAGUUUAAAAUAGUAAAAUUAAAGUAUUUAAACUGUCCUGGUAUUUAUGUACAUGUGUAAGAUAAAUUACAGAGAUAACUGACAAAUAUUGGAAGUUUGAUUAAACAAGACAUUGUAGUAAUAUUAAUGCUGUGGCAUAUCAGUAGCUGAAGUGUGGCCAACUCUUAAUAAAGUUGUUUUGAUAACUAAUGUUUUAUGAUACUUAAGAGUAAUUAGUGCUAUUGAAUUUUUCUUGUUGUAAGCACUUCUAAUUUUAUCCUUCUGAAAAUUACUUUAUUGAAUCAGACUACAAGCUUACUUAACUGUUGUGUCUUUGCCUUCUUUUCUAUCAUCUUUUGAUUUUUUUUUUUCUUUUUAAUGCUUUUCUCUCAUCUGCUUUAUAUUUUCCCCUGUUCAUUCACUUAAGAGUCAGUGUUCAAUUCAUGAUUUGUGGGAGGGCCCUUGAACAACUUCUGGCUACACCAUAAUUCUGUACUUGAACAUAAAAAUGAAUCCUUUUUAGAUAAACAUUUUGUAAUGCUAAUUUGGGUUAAUAAAGAUUUUAAAUAUUUUUCCGCUUUUAUGACUAUAUACAUAACAAAUAUUGUUAAACAUCUCUUUCGUAGCACAAAGUUUUGAUAUUUGAAAACUGCUUACAUCCUUCUAAAAUUGUAUAUAGGCUGUAUCCUACAGAUACCUUUUAUAUGCAAGUGUAUAAAUAUAAAUAUUAUAUAUUUUGUAUUAAUGAAACCAAAAAUACAUUUCUUUUUUAAAGUAAUAAAGGCAUUCGCCACUAUGCUUCUUUUUCCUUUUAAAGAGACAGUCUAAUACUGGUUUCUAAAGCUUCUAUUAGAAACCUUUUUCAAGGGGAAUGGGGUUGAAAAUCUAAAUGAGAUAUUCUGGGACUCUUUAGUACAAUUUUGAAUUGAGCCACCUUUGUACCUGAUUUAUCUGGAUAUUAUAUUUAAAGCCUUCUAAAAAGCAUCAUUUAGUAUCAACUUUAAUUAGUAGAUACUGUCUUAUGUAAUACAACACAAUCAUCAUAAAGCAUUGCCAGUCACUGAAAACACUUAAAUAUGUGUAUAUUUCUUGGUAUAAAUACUUCUAUUGAAGUUUAUGAUAACUUAUUAUUCUUACAGAUGCUUCUGUUAUAACUAGGAUUUCAUUUUAUAUGUAUACCUUGUGUAAUAAAUUUUA